Molecule: messenger RNA, 1880 nt
Organism: Drosophila takahashii
Lineage: Eukaryota; Metazoa; Arthropoda; Insecta; Diptera; Drosophilidae
Gene: stops
Product: SOCS domain-containing protein stops
Biological process (GO): intracellular signal transduction
Source: RefSeq, a predicted model, not a curated record
AGUGAAAUAAAUAUUUUAUUUACAAUAUGCUCUCGCAGUUGCUAGAGGCUUUCCAGCGGCUGGUAAGUCAAUUAAAAAGUCAAUUUGUGUGGGUUCGCUGCUGGUUGCCAUUACCACAACAUUUCUACGGUUUCCGGCGGGAAACUGAGUCACGAACAAGGUUGCGUUUGCGGGUGAGGGAACGAUUGCGAAGGAAUCCCGCAGAACGGGCCAGUCACCAGCGGAAUCGGCGGACGACGCGCCGCCACCUGGUCAUGGACUACAUCUUCGAGUGCUUCUUCGACGACACCUUCGAGCAGAUCUCGCGGAACGGGCUGCAGGAUCGCCAGUCGCGGCGCGAUGUCCUCGAUCACCUAAGUUCGAUAAUCAAGGGCUGCAGCGAGGGACAGAACUCGCAGACGGAGGAGGUGGCCGCCAUCGCGGUGACGGCAGCCAUGAGAUUCCAUCGGAUGGCCAAGGAACAGAACGGAAAGGUCUGCCUCAUGGGCAAGUAUCACAACAUCCUUUAUAUCGGCCUGCGCACCUGCUGGGACUGGGGAGUUCGGGACUCGGAGGUGGUCGUUCAGCUGCUGGUGGCCAUUUAUGAGUGCGAGAAAACAUACGAGCGGAUUUUUCUGGGCGCCUUGUUCGGACCACAUGCUCCGCACUUCAUCGCCGGCUGGCGCAGUGACUUCCAGGAUCAGCACGAAAAUGUCCGGGCGAUGGUUUACUUUUUGAAGCACGCCACACGCGAGCAGCUCACAUUGCCCGUCUGGAUUCCGCGCUUCGAACAGGAGCGACAGCUCAGAUUCAUUGAUGUCCCCAUUGAGUCCUGCGGAAAGUCCUCGCCGCUUCGUAUCGCCUUGCAGGCAAACGCUCCCGAAUUGCUGCUCAUACUGCUGAGAUAUGGUGCCGCACCACAGCCGCCGGACGGUGGCGCCUCCGUAAUUAUCGCGCUGCUCGACAAACUCAUCGAGGAUGGCCGCAACUACAGCUUCGAACUGGUCAUGUGCCUCAAGAUUCUGUUGCGAAAUGUGGCCAUGAUUGAGAUGCCCUUCAAGCCCCUUUUAUACGCCUCCCGAAGAGAGAUGUUUUUCGAUCGCUAUGGCCGCCUGUUGAUGGACAGGAUUAUUGGCAAGGAGCAGGUCUACGGAGUGCCUAGUCUGCGUCAUUUAUGCCGCUGCUGCAUUCGCGAUGUCCUGCGGGAGCACAAUCAACUGCCCAAUGGCAUCGACACGUUGAGGCUGCCGAAGCGCCUGCAACGCUACAUCGAUCUUACGGAGGAGCUGGAAGGACCUGAGGCCCAGGAGGAGGAGGGAGAUAAGGAGGCUAAGGACUCGCAGAGAAUAAAACCCAAGCUGGGGAAUGAGGUGCCCCGCAUGGAGACCAUCAGCAGUGCGGAGGAGGAAAGUGAGGAUGAGAGUGAGAAUCAUGUGCAGCUUCUGCAGGCUGUCACGGAUCCGGAAAAGGCAGCAUUGGCGGCCUUUCUGGAAUCGGGAAAUGGAGCCUAUACGGAGGAGGCCAAAAAGGCGGCAGUGGCCGCCUAUACAGCAGCCAGUCCCCCCGAUUUCGAUCCCGAUUUUCCGCCAAUUUCCCUGCCCGGAGAGCCCAGAUAGCCCAUAGAUCUAAACACUCACCGGUAGGUUUCCUCGCUGACAUUGAUGCGACCCGGAACUCCAGUGGUCUCCGUUCGGCUGGUGAGAUUGACUGUAUUUCCAAAUAGACAGUAACGCGGCACACGGUUGCCAAUCACUCCGGUCACCACCUCCCCCGAAUGAAUGCCUAUGGUGAUUUGCUGAAAAAGAGAAGAAACACGGACCAAAAACAAAGAAUUUAUAAUCUUAGAGUAAGAGAGUUUAUCUAGAAAAUAAAUAAGAAGAGCCUUGGCUGGGCUAAAUUUA